Heterotrigona itama is the source of this 366-nucleotide messenger RNA. The record is from the annotation of a GenBank genome assembly. Lineage: Eukaryota; Metazoa; Arthropoda; Insecta; Hymenoptera; Apidae.
AUGGGAACACAAGUCGUUGUUAAAGCAUUUGCACGGGCAUUACGACAAGAAAUUGCAGCAAGUCAAGCUGCUGCACAUAAAACAGGUGCACGAGGUGCACAACAUGUUGCAGCAAAUUAUAAAACCGGUGUUUCUUUAGAGGAAGCACUGCAGAUUUUGAACGUUGAACGAGUGGAUCAAGUAGAAGUUAUUGAACGUAAUUAUAAGUACCUCAUGGAAGUUAAUGACAGAUCAAAAGGUGGUUCUUUUUAUAUUCAGUCAAAAAUUGUGCGUGCUAAAGAACGUAUUGAUGAAGAGUUAAAAACUAUGAAGACUCCUCCUCCAAACAGAAAUUCCAGGCAACAGAAUGCUUCAAAACAACUAUAA